AUGUCGGCCUCAAACCAUUCCAAGUCGAACGUCUCUAAGGAUGGAGAUGUCCUCCAAGUCGUUGGUGACGAGGAGCUGGACAAUGGCCGGAUUUUCGAUGCGCGCGAGGCGAAGAGACAAAUCGGCAUCCCGACCGCCAUCUUCCUGAUCGUGAACCGUAUCAUCGGUACUGGAAUCUUCGCUACUCCGAGUACGAUCCUGGGCCUCUCUGGCAGCGUUGGUCUCUCACUAUUCAUGUGGGUCGCCGGCAUGCUCAUCGCGCUGGCCGGAACUGCGGUGUUUAUGGAGUUCGGCACGGCGAUACCCAAGAACGGCGGCGAGAAGAACUACCUGGAAUACGUCUGGCGGAAACCGAAGUUCCUGACUACCGGCCUUUACACCGGCUAUGUCAUCCUCCUGGGCUGGGCCAGCGGUAACUCAGUUGUCUUCGGCGAGUAUAUAUUGCACGCCGCCAACGUCGAGGUUGACCGGUGGAACCAGCGCGGAAUUGGUCUUGCCUGCCUAACAUUCGCGUUCCUGAUCCACGGCCUCGCCCUGAAGUGGGGACUGCGACUCCAGAACUUCCUCGGAAGCAUCAAAAUUUUCAUCAUCUUGAUUAUGGUGUUCGCCGGCUGGGCAGCGCUGGCCGGCCGCGUCAAGCUCGACAAGAAGCCCGACAACUUCACCAACGCCUUCGAGGGAACGACGGGCAGUGCCUACGGCGUCGUCACGGCGCUUUACAACGUCAUUUGGAGCUAUGUCGGCUACAGCAACGCCAACUACGCCCUCAGCGAGACCAAGAACCCCGUUCGAACGCUCAAGAUCGCCGCGCCCCUCGCCGUUGGUGUUAUCGGUGUCCUGUAUAUGCUGGUUAACAUCUCCUACUUCGCUGCCGUGCCAAAGGACGAGAUGCUCGCCGCCAAGCGACUGGUCGCCGCGUCGCUCUUUCGCAACGUCCUGGGACCGACUGCUGAGCGCGCUCUGUCCGUCUUCGUGGCGCUGUCUGCACUGGGAAACGUGCUAAGUGUGAUCUUCUCGCAGGGUCGUCUGGUUCAAGAGCUGGGCCGCGAGGGUAUCCUGCCAUUCUCGAAGUUCUGGGCCAGCAACCGACCCCUGAACGCCCCCCUCCCCGGCCUCAUGUGGCACUGGCUCAUCUGCGCCAUUACCAUCCUGGCGCCGCCCCCCGGUGAUGCGUACAACUUCAUCCUGAACCUUAUAUCAUAUCCGCUGGCCAUAAUCAACGCGUUCGUCGCAGCCGGUCUUGUGUGGCUUUACAUCAAGCGGGACGAGUGGAACUGGCACCCUCCCUUCAGCGCCACCCUGCCCGUCGUCGUCUUCUUCAUGCUCAGCAACAUUUACCUCGUCGUCGCUCCCUUCGUGCCGCCCGAGGAGGGCCAGAACGUCUAUGAAUCCCUGCCCUACUGGAUCCACUGCGUGGUCGGGUUUGGGGUCAUCUUCGCCGGGGGGGUCUAUUGGUUCAUCUGGGCGAAGCUGCUGCCCAAGAUCGGGAAGUACCAGCUCGUGCGGGAGACUGUUGUCGACGAUAUUGAUGGCUGGGACAGGGCUGUCUUUGUCAGGAAGCCGCUUGGGACUGUGGUGCCUGAGGAAGACGAUGUGCCCCAUUACGGAUCUUUGUAG
Molecule: messenger RNA, 1617 nt
Organism: Diaporthe citri
Lineage: Eukaryota; Fungi; Ascomycota; Sordariomycetes; Diaporthales; Diaporthaceae
Exons: 3
Coding region: 1-1617 (538 amino acids)
Biological process (GO): amino acid transmembrane transport
Cellular component (GO): membrane
Molecular function (GO): L-amino acid transmembrane transporter activity
Source: RefSeq, a predicted model, not a curated record